This is a messenger RNA of Colletotrichum fioriniae, 2520 nucleotides long. Lineage: Eukaryota; Fungi; Ascomycota; Sordariomycetes; Glomerellales; Glomerellaceae. The record is from RefSeq and is a predicted model, not a curated record.
AUGCAACGUGUUCAUGAACUUGUUUGCUUCGUCGAGGAUCAUGCCGACGAGAUCAACGAAGAUGGCACGAUUCCUCACCAGUUCCUUCGCGAUGCCAAAAGAGCGGACAACUGCCCUACGGAAGUCCUGAACGCCAUCCUCGGGAAAUUACCAGAAGCAAUUCUGAUGAACUUUGGUGGAGCUAUGCCUCUGCUAGAGUUCAUCAGGAGACGCUCGCAAAGGAUGGUUCGUGUCGUCAUCGAAUUCAUGGCACAAGAUAUGAAGAAGCGCAACUUAGCUUCUUUAGCCACACUGACCUUCAGUUUCGCUGAAACCUGGUUUGAAGAGAACGAGCAGAAUCCCGACACCAUAGAAGCUGGUCGAGAUAUUAUUCGAGCUGCCUUCAACUUCAACGAGAAGCCCAACGAGUUGCUCCCGGUUGACAUAGACCUUCUAGAGAUCCUCGUCAACCUUGCGGCCCCAGAGAUGCUCGUUAAAAUCAACAGUGAAUUGAGCCCGCUGGAGCAAGUUCUGCGUUUCGAUUUGUGUCUCAGCAACUCCGACCGCCAACUAGCAUUGGCGAUGCUAAUUCUUGACAAAUGCCCCGAUAGCAUCCACGAUUUGAUGACCAAAGAGCCGUCUGUUCUCGAGGGUGGAGGAAAAGAAGGUCAGGUCUCGCGUCGUCCGCUAUUGCGCAAUGGAGGUCUCCCAAAUCGGAGGAAACCGAAAGAGAUACGCUUCACGAAACAAGAUGUUGAGGCUGCAGACAAAGCCAGUGAUGAGAUUUGUAAGGAGCUCGGAGUUCGCUUUCUGCGGUCGACUGUUUUCCACAAAGAUGAGACGAGGAACGCCUUCCGGGAGAUUGACACCGAAAUCCAGCGAUUUUUCGGAAAUCACGAACAGCAUUACUAUUUUGCAAUGGAUACGGCUAAGGAAUACCGUGAUAUGACAGAGACCCAGCCGGCUACGAUCCUUCUUGAGAAUGAUCAGAAAACUCCUAAUGGCUCAUCCCGCUAUACUGAUCAUCUUCAAUUCUUCAAUUGGUUCAGGGAGUGGGGUGUUCGCAAGAUCUUCAAGGUUGUUGUCUAUGACGGCGACCACCCUCACCGAGACGAGGAGGUUGAAAAGGCUCUAGCGGGCUUCGUGCACGGGAAAAAGAAGUAUGCCUCUUUUGAUGUCGAAGUUCUCGACUGGCACAAGGAAGAUCUCUGCCCUGAGGUGAUACAGACAGCGACGCCGCAGGUUCGCGAACUUCAUCUACAUUGGAGUGGUCGGAACUCUGUCCUGCGUGGAUGGAGCGAGCCUGAGGGACUACCUGCCCUUGAAUAUCUGCAAAAGGUGUAUAUCUACUACACAGCACCAUCGAUCGAGGAAAGUCGCAUACGCAAGAACAUUGAAAGCUUCACAAGGCGCAUGAAUAAGCCAAGGCGAUGUCCGGCGAAGAUGGGACAGACGAAUCAGAACUCAACUAGUACUCAGGCGCCAGUACACAUGCAGUUGUCCAGGCAGUCAACCCUGGCCCAAGCACAUGAACAGUUCGACGACGACUGCAAGAGCCUACCAACCAUUCAAACUGUCGAUGUGGGCAGAGUAACGCCGACAGGCGUAUCUGGGGCCGAUCGUGCUGCGGGUUCUGCCUCAGAAUUUGUAGAACAGCCCUGGUUCAAGUAUGUUGAGGAGUUUAUUUCGAUUAUCCCCACACCGGAAGAACUGCCAGACUAUGACUUCAAGAACCCUCACUUGCGUCGAGCUAUCAAAGCGGCCAUAGAGCAGGAUGUCGACAUUAUUAGUAUGUCUUGGACCAUCCGUAACGGCAACAAUAAGAUUCCAGAAGCCACACUCAUGGAGCUACGCAAUGUCGUGAGCGCAUGUGAGGGCACCGGCAGUCAACGCCGUCGGAUACCCAUCAUGUUUUGCGCAGCGAGCGACGAUGGAAUCCAAGGACGCAGUCAGCACGGUAAUAGGGAAGAGUUCCCGCGGGAAAUUAACAACGUCAAAGUGCUCUGCAUCGGUGUUGCUGAUCCUCACGGGCAGGUCUGGCCAGAAGUUACCGACCAGAAUGGGCUGAACUACCUGUUUCCAGGCGUAGAUAUCAAGGAUGUUUUUGAAGAUGACAGCCGUGAUUCCGACACCAUAUCAGAGGCCCUGGACUCUCAAAUCAGCGAUCUCGUUACUAGGAAUGAACGUACAGGCUCGUCGGUUGCCACAGCUCUUGCAGCUGGCCUCGCAGCGCUUAUUAUCCACUGCACCAAGCUGGGACACUACUACACCAAUGCAUGGAAAGGCCCCGAGUCUCGCCGCGAAGAGACCAUCACACAGCAGUUUGUCGAUCAGAUCGCAACUUAUGAGGGCAUGCAAAAUGCUCUUGAUAAUCUGAGUUCUGGCAGUCGGAGCGGGACAAAGUAUGCGAACCCAAGCAAGGAUUUCGCGUGUGCGAUUCAGGACCUGAGGCAAUAUGAUGUACAAGGUGGAGCAGCGAACAACUUGCCUCAGUCUCUGAAACCUAUCGCAACUCUAUGUCGAAAUCUAUGCAGGAUAUGA